UCAGCGCUCGACUAGAGGAAGAAAUAAUGGCAGUAGUUUGCUAGAUAGCUUGUCAACAACAGAAAAUAUUUGCAGAUUGAUUAAAACAUAGUUUAUUUAUAUGAUAACUUACGGAGCUUAUUAGAUGUGAUAACGUAGGGAAUGGUUGAUUUGAGUAACGUACAACAGUAAGAUCUGUAAAUUACACUGGCGAAUUGGCAGCAAACGUUAGCUCGUGAGCUGAAGACUAUGCGGCGCUAGCUAGUGGGUUUGGCGGGGGGUUUUUGUAGCAAUUAACUUGCUCUUGUUGGGAACAAGUUACACAGUUUGCAUUGUCUUGUCUUAAUUUCGACAACCGCAGCUGGAAUGUAGCUAACCGACUAGUAAAUACUGUUAAAUAUGCAGAUUCGCUAUUUCUAAAUGUGUCUAGACUAACGUUAGAAAGUUAGCUUGUCUGACAGUAGCUGCCACAGAACAGAAGAUGAUGACUGAAGACACAUUACUCUCUGAUCAUACUCCUGCUGGUUUUCCCCAGAACUCGCUUAUACAUUCGGCCUUUCAACAACUAAUUUCUGCCAGAACCAGUCGACUGAAACUCGACAACGUUGGAUUUAUUGCAGUAAUUGCAGUGCAAAGGUAUCUGGCGGAACAAGAAAGAACCAAAGACAAAUUUGUGGACAGCUAUUGCUACGACUUGACCGUUACUGACGGCAUCGUGCAAGCUAAAUGUCAUCUCGCAAGUGAUCUUAAUCAUCUGGUACACAAAAAUAUAAUUCGCAGUGGCAUUGAUGUACAAAUAACACAGUGCUCGUUUGUGUACAACGAGAGGAGAUUGGGUCAUGGUUCGGUUUGCAUUGAGAAAAUAGAGUUCGGCAACGUUUGUGAAGACUCUCGCAUUCUUCGCUCCAUAAAAGACCCAGCUGCUUUACCCAUCUGGUCAAAAGAAGGCGACGAGAGUGUGUUAGCCAUACAAAAUGACGUUCCACUCCAGACCCGUCGGAAAUAUUACUUGUCAUUGUGGAAUAAUGAGGAUCCACACGGUAGAUUAUGGAUCCCGGACAUGCCUCCAACGGACGUGGUUUUGAAUGUGUCAAAGAUGUUUCUGCUGUGUGAUCUAGACUCCGUCUACGGUAGCUCCCACCAAUGUCGGCCUCUUCUUGUUAGAAUAAUGAAUAAAUCACGGCUGAGGUUCUACGGAAAGGUGGACACAAAGAUUGACAUCCCAUUUCAGGCCUACUUUGAGGUUGCUGAUCAGAGUGGCUCCAUGUCCAUGGUCCUAUGGAAUGCCCUGUGUCCUGAGUGGUAUCAGAGACUCAAUGUGGGAACAGUUCUCUACCUUCAGAACUACACGCUCAAGCAAAGCUAUCAGAAGAGGACUCGGCCCUUUCUGGCAAACCCACAGAUGAGGAACUUCACCUCUCUAGAAAUUGGCUUGAAUCCACGGAACCCAGAAGCUGUCAUUGAUGUGAUUCCACCCAAGAGUGUAAAGCCGCAGUGGGGUUUACCUGAGGUCCCGUACCACUUCAUUUCCAGAUCUGAACUGGAUAACUGUCCCAGCAACAGUACCUGUGAUGUCAUCGGCCUAGUCUCGUUUGUAGGACGCUGUGAGCGGAUCAGGAACAAGGGCAACGCAGUCCCUGAGAAAUACUGGACGUAUCGCUGGGUUCAUGCCAUAGACGGAACCUCAGACUGCCCAUUUGUUCUGGAGAUAUUUGCUUCAUCGCAGCCUGAGAUAUUUAGUGGGAUUUAUCCAAUGACGUACCUGGUGUGCACUCAGAUGAGGGUGUGUCGACCCACGGGCUCCACCGUGGUCUACCUCACCAGUUCCACCGAGACCCAGAUAUUCACCACUGGGUACCACAAGGGCCAGCCGUACGUCCGCAGUCCCGCGGUGAAGGCCUUCAUCCAGUGGACCAAGACCCUGAAGGAAAGCGAGGUGCUGAAGAGGACGGUCGUCGGCGGACAUUACUGCUUCCCCCCGGCGCCCCCGGUCUUCACCCAGGACAUCACCGAUGGCUCCGCUGAGGUUCCUGUAGUUCCUGCAGGCAAGCUGCAGGAGGAGCUAGAGAGCUUGCAGUACCGAGAGCACAAGCGGGUGGCUAUUCAGGGCCAGAUCACAGCUGUGCAGUAUGUGCCAUGGCCUGAGGAAGAACAGGCUUCUUUACAGCCCGCUGAACAGGUCGCCCCAGAGAGCUCCGACGUCAGCAGGUCUCUGCCCCCAGAGGAUCAUGGGAUUGGUACGGCGACCGAGACCCCAGCGGGCAGCGGCACGCAGCCUGCCGACGCGGUCCCCUCGCCGCGGAAACGCAAAAGAAAUCAGCGGGCGAACAGAGAGCUCAGGCGGCGAUACGCAACGCGAUCCGUGGUGCUGCGGGAGAGCAAAUCCGGACAAAACCGCACAGAGGAGGAGCUCCUUGAGGAGGAGAGGCAAGAUUCAGAACCGGAGGAGGAGGAGGAGGAGGAGGAGGACGCACGGGGGGAGGAAGACCAAGCCUCUGGCCACGAACGCCAGAAUGCCACAGGUGCCCUACUCAGUACAGACACCCAGGCACAGCUGGUGGAUGACCGUCCCAGUGCAUUGUGGGAAAGCAGCGCAUGGACAUUGCUGAGAGCGGACUUGCAGGAACAUUUACGUUUUGGUGGCCUGGAGCCUGAGAGCAUUCCACGCAGAUUCAGCUAUGAGGACCGAGAGUACCUUCUGCACAAAACCGGCCUUCACCCCGCCAAGUGGACCGUGGAUGACUUCCACCCCAACCAAGAUUUAAACAGAUACCCUCCAGUGGCCUACAAAGGCCAUUUCAGAAUCACGAUCCUGGGCAUAAACCAGCAGGCGGCCAUCGACGCGCUGUUCGUGCCAGUGCUGUCUCCUGAAGACCCCCGGAGCGUCGGACUGCCGCGAGAUCCCCACGACAACACGCUGGUCUCCUGCCUCUCCGCAGGAUCAGUCAGCCCCAUCGGUCACCCUGCGGACGGGGGCCAGCCCGCCCUCCCCGACUCAGGUGAUGUCAUACGCACAGCAGCCGAGCUGGAGGGCAUGCAUGUCGUGUGCAUCCUUGACUUCUGUCACCUAGGAGGGCAGAAGGUGGAGGUCUUCCUCAACAAGAUGUACAAGAUGACCGACGUCGCAUUGGUGUAGGUGCCUCGUGACCAAUGCAGGGAGGACAAAUCCUAACAACUGUCACGUUGUUCUAUUUAAUAUUGCAUUUCAUUGCAUUGGUCCUGUUUUAGAGGACCAAGGUCCUGGUGUCCAUGUUGCUUUGCUUUGUGAGCUGGCAAAGAUUUUUCUGAGAGAUAGAACCACCUGGUUUCAUAUUAAUGUGCAGUUACUCUGUUUUGAAGUAUAGGGCCUUAUUUUUGUGAAGUAUUGCAUUUAAAAUAGAAAUGCACAUUGUACAGUACAGUGAUCCCAAACGAAAAUGCACUGAAUAGGCUGUGUCUUCCUUUUUUACUUCACAUAGUGAAGAUGUAACAUGGCAGAGAGAGAAAUGUUUAGAGUGUAAAGCACAAGUAGGCAUAUGUUUAAUACUCUUUUCCACUCUUUUUAUAAGUCCAGAGGUAUUUCUUUUCUUUUUUUCUAAAGAAUAAGCAAUACUGCAGCUUGCAGAACUGCAAAUAAUUAAAGUCAAUUAAAACAAGAAAGUCUUCCUUUUGAUU
Molecule: messenger RNA, 3633 nt
Organism: Anguilla anguilla (European eel)
Lineage: Eukaryota; Metazoa; Chordata; Actinopteri; Anguilliformes; Anguillidae
Gene: radx
Product: RPA1 related single stranded DNA binding protein
Exons: 15
Coding region: 461-3115 (884 amino acids)
Biological process (GO): regulation of DNA repair
Cellular component (GO): replication fork
Molecular function (GO): single-stranded DNA binding
Source: RefSeq, a predicted model, not a curated record